AUGUCAACUAGUAUAUUACCUAGCUCACACACAUCAUCAAAUAAUAUAUCAUCACAACAUCCAUUUGAAAUCAUAUAUGAUUCAAAUAUUUCACAUAUUAGAUCACCAUCAACACAAUGGCAUAAUCAGUUAAAUUAUAAUGAAAUAGAGAAAAACAUACAUGAAAAAACAACACCAAAACAAAAUUAUACUACUGGAUUUGCACAACCUCCGAUGUUAACUAAACUAGAUUCAUUUUCAAUUUCACGUAAUUCAACUAUGCGAAAUCGAAAAAAACUAAAGAAGAAAAGAACAGUUAAACGACAAAGAUCACUCAAGUUUAAAAGUGUGAGUAAUUUUAAAGAUCGGUUUGAGUUUCUUCAGUUUUUAAAAUUGGCUAAUUAUGAAAAGUUAGUUAAUGGGUUAUUACCUUCACGAAUGAAAGUUUUCAAAUAUACUAAAUUAUUGAAUCCAAUACCUAAGUUGACUUAUGAGGUUGUUAAAUUUGGAAGUAUUAAGAAGAAAGGACAUAGGUAUAAUACUUCACAAAUUGAUUUCAUGGAAAUUAUAUAUCAAAAAUAUAAAGAAACGAUAUUUAACCAAUCAUAUAAAAUACCACCAAAUUUUGAACAUUUGUUUCCAAAAGAUAGUAAACUAUUAAACAAGAGAGAAUUGAAUCAACUAAAUACCAAGUUAUUAUUUGAAGUUCUUUUGAGACGAACAUUGGCUGCAAAAAUGGAAUAUAGAUUGAAACAAAAUAAUCAUACAUUUUCAAAUAGUUCAUCAUCGUCUUCAAACAGCAGUUCUACUAAUUCUAAUAAUUCAAAUGAAGAUUUAUCUAAUGAUAAUAUAUUUCAAGAUUUAAUUAUACCAUCACCAAAAAGAACAAGAACAAAUUCAGAUUCAAAUUUAGAAAAUCGUUUUAUUAAUGACUUCAACAAAAUCUACAACGAACGCUACAAUAAGAAACAACAACAACAAGAGAAUGUAGAUUUUUACUUAUUACAACCUCAUAAUCGAUCACAAAAUACAAUUACUUCCACAGAUGAAGAAAUUACAAUAAAAAGAAAAUCACAAAGCACUUCAAAUACUUCAAUUUUUGCUGAUUUAGAUUGUGUAAGUGAUGAAUUAAAUUUAUUUAUAACUCAUCUGGAUAAAAAAUUUAAAUCUAAAAAUAUCAUUCCAAAGGAAAUUAUAAAUCCAACUGAUUUGAUUGAUAAUUUCAACAACAAUAACAAUAAAAGAACUAUAAAAUUCAAUGUCAAUAGUUUCAAUGAUGAGAAAGAAAUUAAAGUGUUUGAUCAGGGGUCAAUGAAGUCUAACAAGGCUUCAAUUAUUGAAACUGAUUCAACUCGAAAUAGUUUAAAUUCUGUAUCUAGAUUCAAAUCAUAUAAACGUAGAUCAAUGAUGAUUUAA
Insectozyma verbasci is the source of this 1395-nucleotide messenger RNA. NCBI's taxonomy places the organism in Eukaryota, Fungi, Ascomycota, Pichiomycetes, Serinales, Debaryomycetaceae. The record is from the annotation of a GenBank genome assembly.